AUGUAUUACUUUCCAGAAAUUGCAAGCGAAGGUCUGAAGGGACGUGUGUACGAGGUAUCGCUUGGUGAUCUGAACAAUGCGGAAUCGGAAUUUCGAAAAAUGCGCCUAAUCUGUGAGGAUGUCCAGGGCCGCACAUGUUUGACCAAUUUCCACGGAAUGAGGCUUACACGUGACAAGCUUUGCUCGAUCGUCAAAAAGUGGCACACGCUUAUUGAGGCCAAUGUUGCUGUCAAAACUUCGGACGGCUAUUUGUUGCGUCUUUUCUGCAUCGGAUUCACGAAGAAAAAUGCUGGACAACUGAAGAAGACGAGUUACGCGAAAUCUUCAAAAAUAAGACAAAUUCGAGCUAAAAUGAUUGAAUACAUGCAGAAGGAGGUAAGAUUGUAUAUUUCUGUAUUGAAGCAUUUGUUCUGUGGUGUUUUGUUCAAGCAACGCUUUACUAUGCAUAGCUGCUGGUCUCUUUAUGGCCGCUAG
This is a messenger RNA of Gongylonema pulchrum, 474 nucleotides long. Lineage: Eukaryota; Metazoa; Nematoda; Chromadorea; Rhabditida; Gongylonematidae. The record is from the annotation of a GenBank genome assembly.